Messenger RNA from Seminavis robusta, 2897 nucleotides. The record is from the annotation of a GenBank genome assembly. Lineage: Eukaryota; Bacillariophyta; Bacillariophyceae; Naviculales; Naviculaceae.
CCCAAAAAGAUCACACUCGGAUCAUUUCAUUAUUUGUCAUUUGCUGGAAAUUGCUUGUGGCAUUGAAAAGUAAGUGUAUGAAAACCAAAUGAAUCGAAUCAAACUCAAGCACCACCAUGACAAUUACAAUCUGCUUAUCCUUGUCCAAGAAGCGAGAGAAGGUGACAUUGGAUCCGCAUGGGACGACACUGGAAGAAUUGCAUCAAUUGGCGCGACGAAAAUUCGGACUCUCCUCCGCCAUCUCCUUGCGCCGUCAGCACGUCCGCCUCAAUGCCGACAAGCAAAUGACGCUCGCAGACGCCAAGAUUCAAGACCGAGAUUUACUACUAGUGGUGGAACACAAGAAAGAAGAGAAACUGACGACCAAAAAUGACAAGAAGAAAGCGAACCUCAAGAAGAAGGAAACUGUGAAAUCCAAUGCUGCUGCUCCCAAAUGGAUUCCUGGUCUAACCAAGGAUCAUUUCCUCAAGGUCAAUUCCCGCCAAACGGCCGACACUCCGACUCUGGUAUCCGCUGGAGCGUCGGGGCCCACGGGCUUUGAGUUUCAUUGGAAGGCGCAAGGCACGGGCAGCAGCUACAAGCUUUCGGCGAAGGGAGAUUUGGCCACGGGUCGUGCCAUGAUUGUGCAUUGUGCCUGUGUCGCCUUUGAUCGAUUGCGCAAUCAGGAUCCACGCAACCGAAAUCAAGUACCAGUCUGCAAACAUUUGGAGGCGGCACUCCUCACCGUCAUGGAUCCGACUACUGCCAAAAAAGAGACAAAGCGUACCAUGAUGUCGGAUAGUGAUAGCAGCACCAGCAGCAGCAGUGAGGAAGAAAAUGCGCAUCCCAAGCGGCACCGUCCUCCUGUCAAGAACCACCACGAUGACGACGAGAAAUCCAAUCCCAAAAAGACCAAAACAGCACCCAAAAUCAACACGACGCAUCGACCAACGAUCCUGUCGACUACGACCCGGAUGGAAGCUCCCAUCAAACUAUUGACCACACCCGGUGAUAUCCAAAUGCGACAAUGCGUCCCGGAUCGAUCGCAUUGGUGUUGGAGUCAAUGCCAAACGCCACGGGAACUGGUACUGUCAAACAGCAGCAACGACACCUCUAGCAUUUCAUUCAUGGCCAUGGCCAACUACCUCAUUGAAUUUGAAAAUCUCAAAGAACUCUUGCCCGAACUGGUCAAUGGAUCCAUUCCCAAUGCCGUCAUCUUUCACACAGACAAGCAACCCUCCCCUACCGAUUGGCCUGCCACGGUGGAUUUCCAACAACUCAAUCCAGGAGCCGAUCCCAAUACUGCCAUUAACCCGCUGCGAUACAAGUUCCCCUUUGGUACACACCACACCAAAAUGUUCUUGGUGGGAUACAGCAACAAGAUUCGUGUCGUCAUUAGUACGGGCAAUCUACGAAGCGGGGAUCAUGUCAAAGUCAAUGCAGCCUAUGUCGAAGAGUUUCCAAAGAAAAAGGAGGAGGAAGGUGAUACAACGACCAUUGACUUUGAGGAAACGCUGGUCCAUUAUAUGGAAUCCUACGGAUACCACAAACAGAGAAACUGGACGGGAAAGGCACGGGAAACCUUGGUAGAAGCGCUGGCACGCUAUGAUUACUCCGGCGCCAAAGGCGUCUUGAUUCCAUCCGUCCCGGGAUACUACGACAUGGACGACCAUGGGAAUAGUCGUGUACCACAAGCCAUGGGGCAAAUCAAGUUGCGCAAUACCAUUCGCCGAUGCACGUCCACAGCAACUGCCACCGAUCUCCGUCCUGUCGUUUGUCAAUUUUCAUCCAUUGGAGUCACAUCCGUCCCGUAUUUGAAAGAUCUACAAAGCUCCAUGGAUACGCACUCUGCACAAACGGGCGAGACGGCAUCUGAUCUGCGCUUGAAAUUCGUCUGGCCAACGGCAGGGGAAAUUCGAGACUCGGUGGAAGGAUAUGCUGGUGGGGGUUCUGUGCCAGGAAGACACGAUGCUGUCCGCAAACCAUUUCUGGAUCCACUCUGGCGCAAGUGGACAUCGUCUCGUGGCAGCGACAAGAAUCCAUUGGCCAAGCCCAAUUAUGUCCCACACAUCAAGUCCUACUACCAGACCAACGACAGCCAGGAUGGCUUUGAUUGGCUGGUAGUGACCUCACACAACAUUUCUCGACCGGCUUGGGGGACCAUCAGUACAAAGAAUGGCCAGAAGUACCUUCAUGUCAAAUCGUGGGAGUUGGGGGUCUUUGUGUCGCCGGAUACCGUGGGGGUGAAAAAGCUCGUGCCGUUUUUGGACGGCAAUCAAGCUCCAGGAACCGCCACUGUGCCCAUGCCCUUUCAGACUCACGCACUCGAACGAUACAGUGACAAGGAUGAGCCAUGGGCUUGGGACAAGACAUAUGACACACCGGACCGUGAGGGUUACCACUCUCUGCAGGAGGCAAUGAAUGAACCACACGAGUAGAGCUCCCUGGUUUAUAUAGUGUAACAAUGGGAUUGAGAAGCGAACUGGGUACGAUGUACCGGCACCAGUAGAUUACUACUUUGUUAGUGUGUGUCAUGUACUUUAAAGCCUUUCGAAAACAGGAUAAAAACUGCGCUGUUGCGUCUGGAAGCAUAAUGAAGUAAGUGUCUUCUCAUACAUGUAGAUUGGCUGCUUGUACUUGUUCCUCCAAAGAAUCUCAGAUGUUGCGAUGGGACAUGAUUCCUUCAACCCAUGUAUUUAUGAUUCCUUUAACCCAAGUCUUUACAUGUACAUUGCUGGAGAGACCCUCAAACGCACGCGAUGUAAUACAUGUAAUACGUACAAUGCGUAUUCUACGUAUUCCCGUAUAAUACGUAUAACACGUAUUACACGUAUUACACGGUCGCCAGCCAGCCACCGUGACCGUUCGAGUGACCGUUCGCAAAAUGGCUUCAACACCAAUCUCCACCACAAAGAACC